AUGAAGCGCGAGGCCAGCAGCGAUCCAGAGACUCGUCCAGUCGCUAAACAAGCGCGUCUUUCUCUCGAUGCUCUGGACAGCGAUCACGCCUCUAAUCUGCUUGUCAAGCCAUCUGUGGAUUCUCUCUUCAGAAGACUUUGUACACAGUUUGGCUGGUCGCCCACAGAGCUCACAUGCGCAAAGAUCAGCGACCUACUUAGCAUCGACACAUCCAGAAACGACAACCUUGAGCCGGCUCUCUUUGCAUUCGUACAGCACCUUCCCUUUGUCUGGAAUGACGGUGCCCUGUUCAUCGGCAGUAAGAGAAUAAAUGGCGUUGUUCGAUCAGUUUGGUACAAACCUGCCAGACUAGGUGACAGUGUUGGAGAGAGCAUGUACCUCAGCCAAAGAGACAACUUCGAAGAUGAGAGUAUCGUCAAAUCCAAGUCCUGUCAUACGGGAGCCGUAGUCGAUCGCACCUGGCCUUCUUUCACCACCGCAGUCGACUUGUCAGGCCAGAGGGGCGAUUACAGAUACAUCGUGGGAGUACACAACAUCCUGCUGGAGUUCCCCAAGUUGCGCAAGUCUUGCAACGAUUACGAACUCCAAGCUUGGGCAGCAGGACGUCUGACCAGUGCAACUGAUUACAUUCCUUUGAAGAAGUAUGAGCUGCCUUUCUUGCCCGAAUCGGUCUGGAUGUCGAAGCCAAUUGGGUGGAGAUCCUCUCAAGACGCUCGACCCCUGACACCAUCUGGAAGCGUGUCGUCUCGCUCGAGCCGUCAAUCAAGCGCCACAACUGCUCGUCACCCAUCUAUCAAAGACAUAGAGCGAGUUCAGACCAUGAUCCAAGGUCAUCUCAGACGACGUGUCGCUGACUCCAAACAACAAGAGCGACUUUCAUCGGGACCCCGAAGUCACAACAUUCUCAAGCCCAACGAGAGAGUUUCUGAAUCGAUCGAAACUGACGAUAUGGCAUCUGAAGCGACUACGGAGGCUUCCCUCAAUGCUUCGUCGGAUGAGGCUCGCGAGUCCAUUCCAAGGGGACUCCUCAGCCUGGACUCGGUCGAACAUGUUGCCCAGAUCCUUCGAGAGAACAGCGUGGACAUCUCUUUCGGUGAUCGGAAUCACGCUGCAGAAGCACAGAUUCAGCUCACAGUCACCUUUCCUGCUCGUAUCUCACAGCAGAAGCCGACCCUCCAGUUCAGUUCGAUUGCAACAGUUGAUGUGCCACCCGUCAUGCCACCUCGUCGUCUUGUACUCGAGGCACUGUGCGCUAUGGCGUUGUCUGCUACGGACGACGACAAUCAGUCAUGA
This is a messenger RNA of Aureobasidium namibiae CBS 147.97, 1293 nucleotides long. RefSeq lists its product as uncharacterized. Lineage: Eukaryota; Fungi; Ascomycota; Dothideomycetes; Dothideales; Saccotheciaceae. Bases 1 to 1293 code for a protein of 430 amino acids. The record is from RefSeq and is a predicted model, not a curated record. The transcript has a single exon.